Messenger RNA from Rasamsonia emersonii CBS 393.64, 399 nucleotides. RefSeq lists its product as uncharacterized. Bases 1 to 399 code for a protein of 132 amino acids. The record is from RefSeq and is a predicted model, not a curated record. Lineage: Eukaryota; Fungi; Ascomycota; Eurotiomycetes; Eurotiales; Trichocomaceae. The transcript has 3 exons. Gene Ontology annotation, molecular function: carbon-sulfur lyase activity.
AUGCCUCUCACCGGCCACUGUCUCUGCAAUGCCGUCACCUACUCCAUCGACGUCGACAAGCCCGCGCUUGUCGGCUACGACCACUGCGAUGACUGCCAGCGCCAGAGCGGCUCCACUUAUUCCCUCGUCGCCGUCGUGCCCAAGGACAAGCUCACGCUGAACGGGCCGACCAAGAGCUGGGCCGGCGUGGGCAGCUCUGGCAAGGCUGUCCACCGCAUCUUCUGCUCCGAGUGCGGCUCGCCCAUUGCCCACGACCCUGAUGCGGCGCCGGAGAUCAUCGCCAUCAAGGCGGGGACCUUGGGCAUGGAGAUCAAGAAGACCCUGAAGCCGGUUCGACACCGAGAUCUGGACCGUCAGCAAGCUGCCUUUCUGCCAGGAGCAUCUGGCCCAUCCGUUUGA